UCUGUACAUGUAAAGGGUUGCUUAACAAGAUGUCGCUCUUACCUGUCGCAAACCGAGCUGGACGCUGUCUUUCCACUGUCAACCAUGUUCACAAGCUGUCCAGAUGUAGCACAUCAGCGCUGUGGAGGGGUCAGAGGCGGCACAUGGCUUCCGUAGAGGAACAGGACUUGGUGGUCAUUGGGUCUGGACCAGGGGGCUAUGUAGCUGCUAUCAAAGCUGCACAGCUGGGAUUAAAGACCACAUGUGUAGAAAAGAAUGAUACCUUAGGAGGUACCUGCCUCAACGUGGGUUGCAUCCCAUCCAAGGCUCUUCUUAAUAACUCCCAUCUCUACCACAUGGCUGCAUCAAAGGACUUCAAGAGCAGAGGCAUUGAUGUUGGUGACAUUAAACUAAAUUUGCCAAAGAUGAUGGGCCAGAAAUCAGAUGCAGUGAAGGGACUGACAAAUGGCGUUGCGCACCUCUUCAAACAGAACUCAGUGACCAGGAUUCAAGGACAUGGUAAGGUCAUGGGACCUAAUGAGGUCGCUGUCCUACAUCCUGAUGGUAAGAUCAAAGAAGUGGUCAAGACUAAGAACAUCCUCAUAGCAACAGGUUCAGAGGUCACGCCAUUCCCUGGUAUUGAGGUUGAUGAGAAGACUGUAGUGUCAUCUACAGGAGCCUUGUCUUUAGAGAGAGUCCCUGAUCACAUGGUGCUUAUUGGAGGAGGUGUCAUUGGCUUAGAGUUGGGUUCUGUAUGGCAGCGUCUUGGAGCCAAGGUCACAGCCGUUGAGUUCCUCGGUCACAUAGGUGGUGUGGGCAUCGAUAUGGAGAUGGCCAAGAACUUCCAGAGGAUUCUCACCAAGCAAGGCAUCAAGUUCAAGCUGAACACCAAGGUGACCGGAGCUACGAGGACAGGAGAUGACAUCAGCGUGUCUGUAGAAUCAGUUAAAGAUCCCAACAAGAAAGAAGAUCUUCAGUGUGACACGCUACUGGUGUGCGUCGGACGCAGGCCAUACACAAAUAAUCUAGGCUUAGAGGAGCUUGGAAUUUCCCUGGAUGAGAGGGGGAGGAUACCUGUAGACAACCGCUUUGCAACAUCCGUACCUAGUGUGUUUGCCAUUGGAGAUUGCAUCCAGGGGCCUAUGCUUGCUCACAAGGCCGAGGAUGAGGGAAUCAUCGCUGUGGAGGGAAUGGCCGGUGGGCCAGUUCACAUUGACUAUAACUGCGUUCCCUCUGUGAUCUACACCCAUCCUGAGGUGGCCUGGGUAGGCAAGACUGAGGAACAACUGAAGGAAGAAGGAAUCAAGUACAAAGUGGGAAAGUUCCCCUUUGCAGCCAACAGCAGAGCUAAGACCAAUGGCGAUACUGAUGGGUUAGUGAAGAUGCUGAGUGAUGCAGCUACCGAUAGAAUUCUUGGAGCUCACAUCAUCGGGUCAGGGGCUGGCGAGAUGAUCAAUGAAGCAGCAUUAGCUAUGGAAUAUGGUGCUUCAUGUGAAGAUGUAGCUCGAGUUUGCCAUGCACAUCCGACUGUAUCUGAGGCAUUCAGAGAAGCCAACAUGGCAGCGUACAGUGGGAAAGCCAUCAACUUUUAAUAAUGCACUUCGUUGGUAUAGCUCUUUUGUGAUUAUCUUUAUCUAUGACAUAGUUUUAAGUAUUUGCUGCCCAGUGAGUAUCCAUAGUGGUUUGGGAAGGAAAGAUGUAAUGUAUGUGUGUUAUUCGAUAAAUAUUUAUAUACGUUCAGAUAAGUUGUUGAAUUGAAUUAUCCUCCUGAAUCGUGCUUGAUAGCAUGGUAUUGGUGAUAUACUCACACAGGUGGACCCCAGAGUAUUCUCCAAGAAUCUGGUAUUUGCACCCUUUGAUAUAUUACCAACUCUGAAAUGAGGUUUGCCCGUUUAUUAGAUUUUCAGUUAGUAGCAUUGCAGACACUCAUUGCAUGUCUUUGUAAUGCUUUAACUUGUCUAAUAAGAGUAACGUGUACCUGUGUACAACAAGCCAUACAACAGAAUGGUUGGGUGUGAUGACUUAAUGCUAUCUUUAUGAUACCCUUAUACAAACGUUGUCCAAGGACACUUUAUGCAUAAUGUUAGCAGCACGAGUAUUGAUAUAUCACUACAUGCAGUUCAAAUGUUAUGGAUAUAAUCACUCCACCAUUUUGCUUUUUGUGCUCUGCAAUGUACACGAAAUGCCAUAAAUAAAGGGUGAUGAGAUUCUUCCAAGGAAUUAUGUUGGGAUAAACAUUGCUUUGCUCUUCUCCCUCUUAUCAAUAAUUAUUUACAUGUUUGAUAUAAAUUAAGGGAAUAUAUAUGACAGGGGAAAUGUCAAAUAUGUUUUGAAGAGACUAGAGGGAUGAUCAUAUUCCAAACACAAAUAGAAACACAUCUUUCCUUUGCCACUACAUCAAUGUUGAAGAAGUGCUAAGAAAUCUACCUAGUUUGUACUUAUACAUGGGUAUGGCUACAUAUGUUAUGGUAGAAGCAUCUUGUAUCACUUGUGUAGGCAACUUUGUAAGUUAGGACAAGUAGAAUUGAUUCUUUGCUUCACAUCCGAACCUCAUACGGAUCUCCUUGUGCAUACAAGUGCUGUGGGGUCAUUUGCAACAAUAGUUUUUAAAUAUAUUUUUAUUUUUUGC
Molecule: messenger RNA, 2608 nt
Organism: Strongylocentrotus purpuratus (purple sea urchin)
Lineage: Eukaryota; Metazoa; Echinodermata; Echinoidea; Camarodonta; Strongylocentrotidae
Gene: dld
Product: dihydrolipoyl dehydrogenase, mitochondrial
Exons: 12
Coding region: 30-1571 (513 amino acids)
Cellular component (GO): mitochondrion; oxoglutarate dehydrogenase complex
Molecular function (GO): dihydrolipoyl dehydrogenase (NADH) activity; flavin adenine dinucleotide binding
Source: RefSeq, a predicted model, not a curated record